AUGUCUCCCCGCUAUGGCGCCCUCGGCGCAACCUUCCAACUAUCCCGCCUCUUCGAAGCCUGCUCUCUAAUCGCUAUAAUCGGCAUGACAGCCAAAUUCAUCAGCGUAAUAAUCAACAACAACGCCACACCCCCAAACAUCCUAAUCUGCACAAUCAGCGUGACCAGCAUCGCAGCCAUCUACUGCAUAAUCACUGCAAUCCUAUACAUGGACGACAUCCUCCCAUUCCUAGCCUGUGCAGUACUAGAUGCCCUGAUUCUAAUCGCGCUGAUUGUCGUCGCCGUUAUCGUCGGCAAACCGCUCUCAUACUUGGAGUGCACAACGCUGGCGGAUCUGGGAGAUAAGGACGCUACAUCGUAUGCGUUUGCGUCCCGAAUUUCGAGUUAUAUUGCUAGCGUUAGUGGGAAGAUGGAUUACGCCUCGUGGAUUGGGGCCUCGAAGGGGAUUUGCAUUGAGACGAAGGCUAUUUGGGGGUUGAGUAUUGGGCUUUGUAUUCUCUUUUUCUUCUCUGUUAUUUGCAAUAUCUGUUUGUGGCUGCAGAAGAAGAAGGCCCUUGCUGUGAAGAGUUUGGAGUAA
This is a messenger RNA of Penicillium concentricum, 576 nucleotides long. RefSeq lists its product as uncharacterized. The record is from RefSeq and is a predicted model, not a curated record. Bases 1 to 576 code for a protein of 191 amino acids. Lineage: Eukaryota; Fungi; Ascomycota; Eurotiomycetes; Eurotiales; Aspergillaceae. The transcript has 3 exons.